GCAGCUCGGGAGAGUAGAACGUUGAACGUAAACAUCAGACGUGAACGCGAGUGCUGCAGAAAUAGCGAGAACGACGAUAUAUCAUCCUAGAAUACGAUCAAGUGUUACUAAUAAUCCUAUAUAAAAAAAUAUAUAAAAUCGUGAUUAAAUUAGAUCGAAUCAUGAUGGCACCACGACGAACGUUGAACAAGAGGAAUCUUGAAAAAGAAAAGAAUAAACCAGUGAAAAAACGAGAGAAUAAACAAAUUGAUCUAAAAACGAAAAAAAUCGAAUCCUUGGAGAAGGCUCAACAAGAGCUGUUGCACCACGUGCAAGCAUCUUCAUCGUUUCCAUCGACGACUGAUAAAAGUGAUGUAAUUAACUUCAAACAAGAGAUUGCGAAGUUGCAGAAGCAUAACAAAUUUCUGCAGAAGCAAAAUAGGCAGUUGUCCGAGAUGAAUGCUACUUCGCCUCAUAUUAUUGGAAUGUCGAAGAUCGCACAUAGUAUAUUAACUAUGAUACGAACUGCCAAGAAAGAACUCGCAAAGCAUCUUGACACUGUAACCUAUAAACCUUCGAGUGCUGGACCAAAAAAUAACAAUUUAUUGAUUGAGAAAGGAUCAAAAUCCUCGCUUCAUAUAGAUAAUUUGAGUAUGGAAGUCGAUGGAACAGAAACUGACAAUAAAGAAAACAUAACAAUUUUUGCUGAACAGCUUCUUGAUGACCCUUUGGAGAUCGUCAGUAAUAGUAGUACCAUUGAUGCAACAGAGACGGAAAAUGCCAUAGCUCUUUCAGAUAUGGUAAUCAAAACCAAAGUCGCAAUUGAGAAUGUGACUAAUCCAAUCCUACAGCAAUCACUUCAGCUAAACGAACAAGUGGAAUGCAUCAGCUUCGGCGGGGUACUCGUCUCGAAAAAGACGUUGCAAAACUGCCACCCGUCAAAAGUUUCAAAGUUAACAACAGACUUGAUGACUGUAAUAUUCUCGCAAUCGGAGAUGGCUGAAUCGUCUCUUACAGGAAAAAUUGCAAAUACGCACAAAAGUCGGAACAAAUGCGGCGAGGUUCGAGAGAAGAAACAACUCGAUCCGUUGAAAACCCGAGCCAUCAUUGAUUACGUACAGCAGCAGAUUCAAGGGUCAACAGAGACGGAGAUAAAAAAUGCGAUGAAAGGCAAAUUGAAAUAUGAAGCUCAAAAACUGAACGGCGUCGGAUUCAAGAAAUCCGGAAAACCAAAUACUGGAAAGUCGGUCAAGAAGGAAGUACUAGAUCAGGAUCAAGCACAAUAAUGAUCAGCGGGACAUAUGUUAUUCUGAAUUGAUGAUCCAGUACAUCAUCGGAACUUAAG
This is a messenger RNA of Temnothorax curvispinosus, 1324 nucleotides long. RefSeq lists its product as uncharacterized. The record is from RefSeq and is a predicted model, not a curated record. Gene Ontology annotation, molecular function: transcription corepressor activity; DNA binding. The transcript has 4 exons. Gene Ontology annotation, cellular component: nucleus. Gene Ontology annotation, biological process: positive regulation of neuron differentiation; negative regulation of Notch signaling pathway. Lineage: Eukaryota; Metazoa; Arthropoda; Insecta; Hymenoptera; Formicidae. The coding region runs from base 162 to 1265 and encodes 367 amino acids.